GCAAGAAAUCUUAAGCAUCCACCAUUGGAUCGAAACAUAUUGGGGAAGUUUUUUUUAAACCAAGAACAUUGACGAUUAACCGAUUAACCGCCCAUUUCCUUCUCCUUCGUUAAUCCACGCGCGACAGCUUCAAAAUGUCUAAGGCGCGCUCCACUGCCUUUGGCGGCGACCAGAUUGUGAAGCUCAUUGUGGGAGCUGGAAAAGCUACCCCGAGUCCUCCAGUUGGUCCCGCACUUGGAAGUAAAGGUGUUAAGUCUAUGGAUUUCUGCAAGGAAUUCAAUGCCCGCACGGCACACAUAAUAGCAGGCACGCCGAUGCCGACUCUAGUAACGAUUCGAGCAGACAGAUCCUUCCAUUUCGAUGUUCGAACACCACAGACUUCGUGGCUCCUCAGAAAUGCGGCAGACCUACCGGCCAACAAGAAGGGGAAGAAAAAGGCUUCUAGCCGGCCGGGACACGAAAUAGUAGGCACAGUUACUCUAAAACAUGUUUACGAAAUCGCCAAGAUAAAACAGUCCGAACUACGUCUCUCCGGUCUUCCGUUGGAGGGUCUUUGCAGGGCCAUCAUCUUCCAGGCCAAGUCAAUGGGUAUUGCCGUUAUUGCAUAAAGGAAAGGCGGUUCCGACUCAGUCGCCUUUUGUAACAUCCAGGCGUUAAGGCGAGUGGGCUAAGGGUUGAUUAUCGGUUUCGGAGCCUCCGUUAUGUUUGCAUAAACGAAGCUUUUGAUAUGUAUUACCAAACCUAUACGAAAUUCACGGAUCAAACGCAGAGUCCCUGAUAUGCUCCUGCAUAUGGCGUCUAAUGCAACGGAAACAUUGGAAAUUGCCUCUUCGGAUCUGACGAUGAUCGAGAAGUCUCGGAUGCUUUUGCGGGUAGAUAAGGCGCUGCUACUCCCUGAUGGCUACUGAUAUGUCGCUUCCCCGCCACUCAUGGAACUUAUAAUAUAGUCUAUAUUAGAAUUGAUAGUCUAUAUAAGUGACUAUAUGAAAACUAU
Messenger RNA from Daldinia caldariorum, 994 nucleotides. RefSeq names its product ribosomal protein L11. Gene Ontology annotation, cellular component: ribosome; mitochondrial large ribosomal subunit. Gene Ontology annotation, molecular function: structural constituent of ribosome; large ribosomal subunit rRNA binding. Lineage: Eukaryota; Fungi; Ascomycota; Sordariomycetes; Xylariales; Hypoxylaceae. Gene Ontology annotation, biological process: translation. The record is from RefSeq and is a predicted model, not a curated record. The transcript is spliced from 2 exons. The coding region runs from base 135 to 608 and encodes 157 amino acids.